Molecule: messenger RNA, 1858 nt
Organism: Arachis stenosperma
Lineage: Eukaryota; Viridiplantae; Streptophyta; Magnoliopsida; Fabales; Fabaceae
Product: E3 ubiquitin-protein ligase MIEL1
Exons: 14
Coding region: 215-1105 (296 amino acids)
Biological process (GO): protein ubiquitination; ubiquitin-dependent protein catabolic process
Cellular component (GO): nucleus
Molecular function (GO): ubiquitin protein ligase activity; zinc ion binding
Source: RefSeq, a predicted model, not a curated record
ACCUUCUUGAAUGUGAUUGUUGGACCAAUUCAAGGGAGUUUUAUUCCUGACAGGGUUACUACUACACACAACAUCAUAAUAGUUCAAGGCAAUACUAGUACUUUUUAUGUUUUUCAUAAAAAUUAAAGCGGAUCAAAGUUUUGGCCCCCGCCGUCUCCGAUUCGGUGGCGCCCAUUGUUUUCCACGCAGCGGAGCCACUCCAUUCAGUUCAUAAAUGGCAGAGUUCUCUUCCGCAUCAACUCUUCCAACUCCACCUGAAUCUCAAACUAGACUACACUUUGGGAAAUUGCAGCACGGGUGCGAACACUACAAGAGACGUUGCAAAAUUCGAGCUCCAUGCUGCAACCAGAUCUUCUCUUGCCGUCACUGCCACAACGACGCCAUGGGUUCACUUAGCGAUCCCAAGGAGCGCCAUGAACUUGUCAGGCGCGAUGUUAAGCAAGUUAUAUGUUCUAUCUGUGAUACUGAGCAAGAGGCUGCUAAGGUCUGUGCUAACUGUGGCGUCAACAUGGGAGAAUAUUAUUGUGAAAUUUGCAAAUUUUAUGAUGAUAAUACAGAGAAAGGACAGUUCCAUUGCGACGAAUGCGGGAUUUGUAGGGUUGGUGGUCGUGAUAAUUUCUUCCACUGUCCGACAUGUGGCUCUUGCUAUUCAGUGAACUUGCAAGGCAACCACCCGUGUGUGGAGAACUCAAUGAAGAAUUUCUGUCCUGUCUGUUAUGAGUAUCUGUUUGAUUCAAUAAAAGGUACCACAAUUAUGACUUGUGGACACACAAUGCAUAUGGAUUGCUUUUAUGAAAUGGCAGAGCAAAAUCAGUAUCGCUGUCCUAUAUGCUCAAAGACAGUUUUUGAUAUGUCUCGGAGCUGGGAACAUUUAGAUCAGGAGAUAAUUGAUGAUCAAAUUCUGGGUUUCUUUGCCAAUUUCCGUGGCAUCUUCAUCUUUGUACUGAUUGAAGCUGUUCCCAUGCCUGAGGAAUAUAAUUUUGAGGUUUCUAUUCUGUGCAAUGAUUGUAACAAUUCAGGCAGGGUUUCCUUUCACCUAUUUGGUCACAAAUGCAGAAACUGUGGUUCGUAUAACACCCGCAGAAUUUCAGCACCAGAAAGCUAGUAAUGAUGCUGGCAUAUUCUGUGGAUGAGGUCCAUUGUGGAUGGCUGUGAUAUACACCCUUUAUUUUUUUUUCUCUCAUUCCCUAAUUCUUUCGGUGAAGUGGAAAGAGAAAAUCAUUAUGUAAUUAAUAAUUUGGAUAAGAAAGAUGGGACACCCAAAUUAUAGUACUUUUCUAAACUGAUGACACUGGAAUUGCCAAAAAGAAAAGGUCAAGGACAGAUCAAUUUCUCUGAUGCUAGAUUAGGGGGGUUCACCUAGAUUUCUUAUAGAUGCCGCUAUGUAAUGAACUAAUGAAGUUAAAGGGAAAGAAAAGAAAUUGGAACAUGAUUAAGCAUUCUAAUUGACUUGUAAUUUAUAACACGAUUAUUACUACUAAAGAUGGAAAAGUGGGAAAUUGCUAUUUCAAUCGGACUAGUGAUUACGUGGGAAAUACGCAAGGCUUAUGUAUGUAUAUAUAAGUGCUAGAAAAGUGUAAAAUUGGGAUAAGACAUUUAUGAUACAAUGGACCAGAAAAAUUAAUCACUUUGUCAAUUUGGUAAUAUUAAAUCCUUGACUCCGAGUUGUCUCGGACCCCUUCCUAGGUGUUCUAUUUUGGGAGGUGUCCCCUCCUCGGUGUUAUUGUGGCCAUUUUUUCAUUGUUACAAGUGGGUCUGUGAAUCUUAUCAGAUUCAUAGAUUGUACGUAGUAGAAGGCUAGAAGCAUGUCUUGUUCGAUUACCACAAGAAGGGGCUAUGUCAUGUUCUAUUCCUACUG